UUCCGAUCGUUCCUUGUAAACCCUAAUUUAUUAAGAAUUUUACAUUAACUAAAUAUCUUCAUGGCGAAGAAGGGCAAAGCAAAGUCGGCAAGAAUUGAGAUCGAAGAGAACGAAUCGGGACUGUUAGAUUCAGAAUCAUUGAUGGUACUAAGCAGCAGUGACGACGAGGAAGCCAAUGAAGACCUAAGCUUGAAAAUUGUCGAGAAAGCACUAUUGGUGAAAGCUGCGAGGUUUGAUGAAGGAAACCAUGGCGCUUCCGAUGACAGAGGCGUCGUUUCAGUGGUGGACUUGGCCCCCUCGUCUUCUCGCAGAGGUACUGAUGUAGCUGGUACAAGUGGUGUUGGUGAAGAGGCGGAUUUGGAUUUGAAAAUUAAGAAGAGUGUUAAAAGGAAAACGAAGAAAACGAAAGUUGAAAAGGUUAUAGAGGAUGGAGAUAAUGCUGAGAUGAUAGACAAAGCUGAGACAGUUGAGCAGGCUAUUACGGCUAAGGCUGCAGAGCCUGUUGAAUCUCUUGAUGCAAAUACUGUGGACAAAGCUGACAAUAUUGUGCUCCGAAAGCUUCUUCGAGGGGCCAGAUACUUUGAUCCUCCAGAUAGUGCUUGGGAAACAUGCUAUACUUGUGGCGAAGAAGGGCAUAUGGCAGUUAACUGUAAAUCUUCUUCAAAGAGGAAGAAACCAUGCUUUCUUUGUGGGAGUUUGGAUCACGGUGCUAGACAGUGCUCAAAGGCACAAGAUUGCUUUAUCUGCAAAAAAGGUGGUCACCGUGCAAAAGAUUGUCCAAACAAACACAAUAAUGGCAUGAAGUACGGUAAUAUUUGUUUAAGAUGUGGAGGCUCUGGGCAUGACAUGUUUUCAUGCAGGAAUGACUAUUCCCAUGGUGAUAUCAAGGAGUUACAGUGCUAUAUCUGCAAGGGUUUUGGCCAUUUAUGUUGUGUUGACUUUGUUGAUGCCAAAGUAAGAGAAGUUUCCUGUUACAGAUGUGGCCAAUUGGGUCAUACUGGUUUGUCAUGUGGUAGAUCAUACAGAGAAACAAAAGAAGCCAUUGAUAACGGGUCACCUAGCUUAUGCUAUAAGUGCGGUGAAGGUGGACACUUUGCGCGGGAAUGCACCACCGGCACUCCAUCAUCUAGCUUAUGCUACAAGUGCGGAGGAGGAGGACACUUUGCUCGGGAAUGCAGUUCCGCUAAAGUUGUUAAAAGAAAUCGUGAAGAUGGAAGACCUCGUAGAGAAAAUAGAGAGUACUUGGGAUACAAGUCUGCACCUCAUGACCAGGGCAAGAUCCGCAAAAGGAAAAAGAUAAAGUACGAAGAAAACAACUUCAGUACACCACGAAAAGAAAAACAAAGAGGUGGUUGGAUUACAGAGGAUCCCGGAGAUUUCUCCAACAGGAAGUUGUCCACAAGGAGCCAUUGGAGUUCUCCCAAAACCCCUCCUGCGGAGGGACGUAAGAAGUUGUCUUCAGCUUCUGGUGAUCGUAGGACAGGUUCUCGAUCAUCUAAAACCAGAAAUUCUCAUAGAUAUUCGGCAUCAAGGUUCAGCAAUUUCGGCAAUGAUGAACCAAAGAGGGGUUACAAUUGGUGGUAGGAUCAUUGUCAUUAUUGAACUCAUUUAAUCAGUUUCUUGUUCUCGUUUUCUAAAUAUUCAUGGGGCUUCAUUGUGUGUGUUUAA
This is a messenger RNA of Hibiscus syriacus, 1668 nucleotides long. RefSeq names its product protein AIR2-like. Bases 61 to 1584 code for a protein of 507 amino acids. The record is from RefSeq and is a predicted model, not a curated record. The transcript is spliced from 7 exons. Gene Ontology annotation, molecular function: nucleic acid binding; zinc ion binding. Lineage: Eukaryota; Viridiplantae; Streptophyta; Magnoliopsida; Malvales; Malvaceae.